Messenger RNA from Fomitopsis serialis, 2787 nucleotides. RefSeq lists its product as uncharacterized. Bases 1 to 2787 code for a protein of 928 amino acids. The record is from RefSeq and is a predicted model, not a curated record. Lineage: Eukaryota; Fungi; Basidiomycota; Agaricomycetes; Polyporales; Fomitopsidaceae. The transcript has 12 exons.
AUGCCCAGUCAACGCACCCAUACCUCGCUGCCUGUACAAUUCGGCUUGCAGUACCAUGAUCCCCUUUUUGGACAUUCGUCGCCCAACGCAAGUACCACUAUCGAAUCUCCUCACGACAAUCAAUCCCUCCUCUUCCUUGAUUCACACUCGCGUCAAAAUAGCUCGUCGUUCCAGACCUCUCCAGCAUCACAGAGCAUUGGCCAAGCUUCGCAUGACUCCCUCGUCUCUUACGGUAAUCGAGCACACAUUGAACUCUAUCAAGCAUACCUACGGCAAGCUGGUGAGCUGAAAGCGAGUCAGGCGGACUAUGCCUCCCUUGUCAACAGGGUAGGAGACUCGCUAGGACGGCUCGAGUCUGGUGAAGCCGCUGGCCACGGUGCUGGUGGAAGCAAUCAAAUUCAACUCCGUCCGGACGCUACCAUGACGCUCUCGCGCUCCCUUCUUGCUCAACUCGAUGAAUCAAAGUAUCCAGAGGUCAAGCACUGGCACCGCUCUACCUGGGCGAAAGCAAACAAGGCCGCAAAAGAUGUGGCCGAUCCGGAUAGGAUAGAAGGAAAGCGGGGUAAGGCCCGCUUGUCGCAAGGAGUCAACGUCAAGCAGCAGUACCAGGAGCUAGAAAACGGCACCGUAGUCAAUGGUUGGCGGGCUGCUGCUACACGCGAGGAGGCUAUGCGCACGUUCAACGACUGGAAGGCUGCGGCUGCAUUGACAGAGGCCGUACCAUCGACAUUCAGUAAGAGAUCGCGCAUACAGGGGGACUACUACCGUGCGGCGAUGUACAGCAAAUUUGAUGAGCUACGAUUUUGCGCACUCCACUGGAAAGUCGACCAGAUAGCUAAAGACAUAUAUCCUCAGUGGUACAAGAACAAUUUCGGGGUCAAACGCGAACGAUCAGACACACCUGAAGUCACAGACCUCCCCUCGGCGAAGAAGCAAAAGGUUGACUCGGAUGACACGGCACCCCCAGGCCAAGGCCGUUCACCUUCGCCUAUGAUAGAUUAUACCGACUCCGAACCUGAACCAGCAGAUAUUAACAAGCAUUCGGUCCCUGGCGAUGUCGAACCUGCACCUCAAGAUCUUCCCAGUGACGUCUCCGAGCCUGUCCAAUUAGACGAGCCGCUGGAGUCGAACGCAUCUGCCGGCGUGAACACAUUGACCCCGACCGACAUCUGCCAACCUCUUGCAGAUCAGCAACCUACCAGCCUCGAAUCCUCCUCAAUGCCACAUGCCCUCAACUCAGUCAUCUCCGCGCUCCCGAACGCCUUGUCAGCGCAAUUUCCCCCUGCUGUGGAAACCACUCAGAAUGAACGUGACUGUGCCGUCUCGCACAGUGAGAACACGGCGGAUGCUCACCCGAGCCAGCCCGUCUCAGGCUCUGCAGCCGGCCCACCGUUUACCCUAGAUUCAUCGCAGACUACUCCUCUCGCCGCCAUGUUGCCGAUUACCAGAGACUCAUCGCCGCCUGCCUUGCCAGAUUCAUUUCCGAUUCCCGCAGGUUUGCCGCCAGUCGCACCACCAAAAGCGGUGCCAAACGCCAGCGCUACCACAGCCUCCGGCGACCUCAUCGUGCGGCCCUCACCAGCUCAAGCAUUGACCAAGAAGAUUGUCAUGCCGCUCAAUCCCCUCAUCAAUCUGCCUCGACGCCCCACUAAGCCUCAGUCACAAAUCGCAGCCAGACAGGGUGCGCAGGACAGCCCAACAUCUCAGAGGCAGGCAAUCGCGUCCACCGAUCCGAAGCUCGCCGCGAGCCCUCCAAAGGUGUCUCAAGGAAAGGAAAACGGCGGCAAGCCUGCUGUGAAGAAGCCUACCACCAGUGCUCCGAAGGGGUCGCAAGACAAUGGAAACGGUGACAAGGCUGCGAAGCCCACCGUGAGCGCUCCGAAGGUGUUGCAAGGCAAGGAAGACGGCGACUUGAAGCCACAGACCAGUGCGAAGAAGCGACACCGCUUCGUACGCGUGCAGGCGGAUAGCACGACCGCACGUGGUCUGUUCAAAAUCGACUACUUCAAGGACCAUCUCGAUGCGAAGCUGACCGGCCCCCAGUUCGAGGCGAUCUUCAGAGCCCUUCCUGCCAACAAAUCCAAGGAGUAUGCCGAGAGGAGCAAGACGGCUGAGAAGACCAAACGGGGGUGCGCGCAGGGUGCACAGCUGCCAAAUGAUACAACAUUGGCCACUCACGAGGACGAGGAUGGACCAGGUGAAGGCCAGCCUGCGGAGAUGUACGAGGAGGUGGUAGGAGGGUCAAUAGUCCUCAUGGUGGAGACUCCGAGGACGCGAUUGCAGCCUGGGACGGAUGUGGAAAUUACCUUGCCCACGCAGCAGGUACCAUCGUUUUAUGGGACCCUCCGUUCCGUCAUCGCUGUUAACAAGGAAUGGGUCAUGUUCCACACCCGCGGGCAUCUCGGCGUCGAUUGCCUUCUCCUGGCUCCACUCGAUUCAACUCAGAUCAGCUGGUGGUACCGCCUGCGCACACGCCUCGCACCAGAUGCCUGGCUAGACGCCUUCCCUCCGGGGCUGAACCACAGUGUCACGCCCAUUCCGCAGUUCGCCCCUUCUCGCUCACCAUCACCGUCCACGCCACCAGAAACCCCGGCCCCGCCACCAUCCUUUUCUCUCGAGGACGCGAACUCCCUGCUCGAGAAAACCGCCAGGUUGAUUGCAGAUCAGAGAGAGGCCGAGUUACGCCCGUGGCUACGGGCCGGAUGCCCUGGACAAUCCGUCAGCUUCGCCGAGCACGUGGCUCUUAUACGCGAAAUGACCGAGGCCCGCCAGACAGCGACAAAGUGA